Messenger RNA from Fonsecaea nubica, 1407 nucleotides. RefSeq lists its product as hypothetical. The coding region runs from base 1 to 1407 and encodes 468 amino acids. The record is from RefSeq and is a predicted model, not a curated record. Gene Ontology annotation, cellular component: tricarboxylic acid cycle heteromeric enzyme complex; mitochondrion. The transcript has 3 exons. Gene Ontology annotation, molecular function: fumarate hydratase activity. Lineage: Eukaryota; Fungi; Ascomycota; Eurotiomycetes; Chaetothyriales; Herpotrichiellaceae. Gene Ontology annotation, biological process: malate metabolic process; fumarate metabolic process; tricarboxylic acid cycle.
AUGUCCGCAGCUACGAGAACCGAAACGGAUGCGUUCGGACCCAUCGAGGUCCCCUCAGACAAGUACUGGGGUGCUCAGACGCAAAGAUCUUUGGGCAAUUUCAAGAUCAAUCAGCCUCAAGAUCGAAUGCCGGAAGGUGUUGUUCGAGCGUUUGGUAUCCUCAAAGGGGCUGCGGCCACCGUGAAUAUGAAAUAUGGCCUUGACCCCAAGAUCGGAGAAGCGAUCCAGCAAGCUGCUGCCGAAGUGGCUUCCCUGAAGCUGGUCGAUCAUUUCCCUCUCGUCGUCUGGCAGACAGGCUCUGGCACGCAGUCCAACAUGAACGCAAACGAGGUCAUAUCGAACCGGGCGAUCGAGAUCUUGGGGGGCCAAAUGGGCAGCAAGAAGCCUGUACAUCCCAACGACCAUGUCAAUAUGUCUGCUAGCUCCAACGACUCCUUCCCCACCGUCAUGCAUAUCGCGGCUGUCCUUGACUUUGAAGAGCGACUCAUCCCCGCUGUCAAGAACCUCAGAGAUGCACUCCAGAAGAAGGUGGAAGCAUUCGACAAGAUUAUCAAGAUUGGAAGGACCCAUUUGCAAGACGCUACACCAUUGACACUUGGCCAAGAGUUCAGCGGGUACGUGGCUCAGCUCGAUCGAAAUUUGGAGAGAAUUCAAGCAUCUCUCCCCCAUCUAAGACAAUUGGCCCAGGGCGGUACCGCCGUUGGUACUGGCCUCAACACGUUUAAAGGCUUCGCGGAAGGGAUUGCUGAAGAGGUGACGAAAAUGACUGGCACAGAAUUUGUGACUGCCCCAAACAAGUUCGAAGUGUUGGCCGCCCACGACAGCAUCGUUGAAGCAUCCGGGACACUUAACACACUUGCUUGCAGUCUGUUUAAGAUUGCACAGGAUAUCAGAUACCUUGGCUCGGGACCUCGUUGUGGUCUAGGAGAGCUAGUGCUCCCAGAGAACGAACCUGGCAGCAGUAUUAUGCCUGGAAAGGUCAAUCCUACUCAGUGCGAAGCUAUGACUAUGGUUGCUGCUCAGGUGAUGGGAAAUCAUACCGCUGCAACGAUUGGCGGUAUGAACGGUCAAUUCGAACUGAAUGUCUUCAAACCCCUGUUGAUCCGAAACCUCCUUCACAGCAGCAGAAUUCUGUCAGAUGCAAUGAACGGAUUCGUCGAGCAUCUUGUCGAUGGUCUGAAGGCGGACGAAAAGAGGAUUAGCACACUUCUCCACGAAAGUCUUAUGCUCGUGACCUGCCUCAACCCAGUCAUUGGUUAUGACAUGGCCUCCAAGGUUGCGAAGAAUGCGCACAAGAAGGGCUUGACCCUGAAACAGUCAGCGAUGGAACUGAAGGCUCUUUCCGAGGAGGACUUUGACAAAUACGUCCGACCAGAGCUCAUGCUUGCACCCAAGGAGAAGAAAUGA